This is a messenger RNA of Neolamprologus brichardi, 9512 nucleotides long. It is a transcript of the gene capn15, whose product is annotated as calpain 15. The record is from RefSeq and is a predicted model, not a curated record. Gene Ontology annotation, cellular component: cytoplasm. Gene Ontology annotation, biological process: proteolysis. Gene Ontology annotation, molecular function: calcium-dependent cysteine-type endopeptidase activity. NCBI's taxonomy places the organism in Eukaryota, Metazoa, Chordata, Actinopteri, Cichliformes, Cichlidae.
UCCAGACAGAUGACUGGCCAUGCAGUCGGUCUCUCCAUGAUCUGUAGCUCAGGUAGACUUAACUUUAUUAAAGAAGAAAAUGGAGAAAAAGCAACAAAAAAAAAAAGGUGUGGUUUGAGCCUGUUAAUGUUCUGGCCGCUCCAGUGUUCUCAUGUGUGUAUUUUGCUGGCAAACACUGAAUUCAAAGAUAGAGGAUCAGGAAUGAGGGCAGCAAAGUUACAUGAAGUGGAAGAGAGCAGUGGGGGAAGUUUGAAGGCUUAUCUCAGUAAUGUGCAGGGACAGUUGAGCAGUGAUGAGUGUUGCAGUCACCGCUGUCUUCUGCUUUAACCCUUCAGUGCUCUGCCUGCCAGUGACCAAAGGAGAAAUCUGUCUCCGGAAACCAACAGAAAAACACAGAACAUUUAGACUAGACAGCUGUAACAGUGUGUAUUGUUCUUAUUCUCCUGCUCUCCUAGGGCUGGCAUGCCCCAUCUUGCCCCUGUGCUGCCGUACACACUCAUUACUAACGCCGCUCCUAUUCACGAUAAUGAGCGAGACCUCUAAAGCUUGGACUCUACUGGGGUUUAUUUAAAUCUCUUGAACGCAGCCUUCCAGCUUUGCUCUGCUCGCCAGGGCCAGUGCGCCUGCGCUCUACCGACACUCCAGUAAUCCGCUGGAGGAGAUUGCAUCCUCGUCCACUGCGCUCAGGCUAUCAGUGAGGGAGACUUAAAAGAUGGAAAAAUACAUAACGGGAGCAUGGGAGGCUGGGAACGCGUAGCGGGACCCAGAUGUAGAAGCAUUAUGGGGAGAAGCGGCUUUUACACUGCGAACAAGCUCACAUCCAAGGCGAUAACGGGACCGGGGCGAGGAUGUCUCCUGAUGUAAGGCAGCGAGGCUCAGCGAUUAACAUCCCAAACGCUGGAAAUAUGAGAUGAGCGCACGCAGGAGUGGAGCCGGCGGAAGAUGGUGAAAUUUGCGACCGAGUGCUCCUUCUUCUUCUUUCUCCUGCCUGGACGAACGAAACAUCCUCGGGUAUUCACGCUUCUCCCAAAGCCUGCGGAUCGCUUCCUGCUUCAUGCACAUUACUCUCCAUGGCCCUGUGUACCGCUGUGGAAACUGAUCACAUUUUUUCUUUCUUCUUCAAAUGAGUAACGCUUUGCAGUUAUGCUAACAGGACUUAGUUGAAAGCUCACAUACGCGUGCGUUUUUAGUGUGACGUUCACCGAACCCGUAAAGCGAAACUACGGAUCCGAUCCCAUGCGAGCGACCCGUGGGCACAGCGAUCAGCUAAUACUUCAUGCCUAUCAAAGCUCAAGCAGACCAGGGAGCACCGGGGUGUUUACAAACUGUCGAUACUCCUAAAAUCACCCGUGCAAAUGUAGUUUGUCCCUGACGCCGUGGCUGUGGGGAUACUCGUUUCCCUGUGUCGCUUCGCAUGCAUAGACCUGCUAUGACAAACUGGCAACCCCGCAUAAAUCCGAGCGCAAGAUGAUGAACUGAAGUGGCCUGCCUAGGCUGUGGGAUCAGACAGAAAUUAAGCUGUGUCUCUCAGACAGAAGAAUCUAGGAUCAUCUCCAGUCCUUGUGCUGGCACAGCACCGCAGCAUGACAUGGAGCAUUGCUCUCGGGUGUUUACUUGGAUAUUGCUCAAAAGUUGAAACUGAGUUGUAAACAUGUUCGUGCUGUGACAGCUGUUGAGGUAAACACGCCCAUGGCCUGUGUUGCCUUGAGAUUUAAUUCCCGUGAAGUGCAGGGAUUCUGCACAUUUCCGAAUUGAUCUGUGUGAAAUUGCCCUUCCUCACGCUUUCAAACAUGUUUUCUUCUGUGAGAGAAAUGCAGCUGGGCUGUUUUACUGGUAAACCUCCACAGCAGCUGUUAGUCAGACUGAAUGUCUGAAAGGGGACACUUGGCUAUUUGCAUACUUGUAGUGUUGCCAACACUGCUCCCACGAAAUGCGAUGCAUUGAUUUCCUUCUUGCAAAUAACUUUUGUGUGACUCUUUUUCCCCCCUGCCCCUUCUACAACAUUAUCAGUGCCACUACUAAUCUGCAACAUUAUCAACUUCAUGGACAGUGGUGUCAUUUUGGUGUCCUUUUGCGAGUUUAUCUUAAACGUAACACUUUUUGGAGGUGUCUGGUUUUGUUGCUGCAAAGUUUUAAGACAGUGAACACUUUUACGUGCACACGUUUUCCUUUUCCUUUUUUUUGAGACAUUUUUCCAAGCAUGUGUGAAAGGAAGAGGAAGCAGCACAAGACUUUUGCUGCACAGGCUGGGGAGAUGUGUGAGAAUGAACACGCAAGGAAUUAUGAGUGGCACUAUGGAAGACUUGGUGCAGAGUGUUACAAGCUUAAAGUCUACAAAAGGGAGAAUUACAAGGCUUUGCUGUGAGAAAAUUGUAUUUUCUCCUCUGUGACGCCAGCUGUUCCAUUGGAAUCGCUGCUUCUUGCCUCAAUUUACUGUUUGAAUUGAGAACUUCCCCCCUGUUGUGGAUACUUGGCCACCUGCAAGUUAAACUCAUUUGAGUACCCUUCUUCUUCUUUUUUUUAUUUGCCAUCCUGUUGCUGUUUUUUUCUUUUCUUUUCUUUUUUUGUUAUAAAUACUUUCUUUCCCAGAGGGAUCCAUGGUGUUAUUUGAAGGAGGAAAUUCUUCAUAUUUGUAGCUGAAAAUUGCCAACGGGAAGCAAAGACCACAUGAUAAGGGUUGUUUGUGUUCUUCAGACAAACCCAUUUCUCUUCUGAAGGCUUUCUGCGUGCCCAACUGGGUGCAACAGUGGAUCCCUUGUCAUAUUUGGUGCUUUAGGGAAAUACAAAGAAAGAAAACCCCCAAAACAAAAAAAACAACAUUUAGAAACUAACUUCUUAUCUCCGUGGUGAUGGGGAGUUCAGCCUCGUCUCUCACUGCAGAGACUGAGUCGGACCAUGGCUUUCGAAGUACCCCUUACCCUUCGUCACCCCCUGUGGGCUGGCUCAGGAACAGCCACAGCAGCCCUGUGUGGGGUACCACCUUCAUCACACGGCAGCAGCAGCAGCCGUUGCCUCAUCGAGAGCGCAGCUCCCUGCUGUCGAAGAGAGUUGCCACUCCUACUGCCUGCCAGUACUGUUUGCAUCCACUCUCACUCUCCAGGCUCCAUGGCAGCAGCGGUGCAAGGCAGUGAGUGGUCAUGUGGGCGCUGUACUUUCUUAAAUGCCGGUGCAGCACCUCGCUGUUCUAUCUGUGAGGCGCCACGCCAGAAACCCGACCUCAACCAGAUCCUGCGCCUCAGCAGCACUGAGGAACACCGCUGGACCUGUCCCCGCUGUACCCUCAAUAACCCGCAGGGAUCUGGGGCCUGCUCGGUCUGUGGCUUUGGUCCAUCACCCGCCACUCACACACCUCCUACGACCACCAUAGCUGCCACUGCCAAUGGUCUCCCUUCUGCUCCCACUGAGCCCCCAACACCCACGAUCACCCCCACAGUGCUACUUGAGCCCCAUGGACAGCAUCCAGCUAAGGAGGAAGUGUUUCGGCGGUCUGAGAGCAAUGGAGAGGUGGGUGGUCAGGAGGGUCAGCAGGCGGGCUGGGCUUGUCCUCGGUGCACACUUCACAACACCCCUGUGGCGCUUUCAUGCUCAGCCUGUGGUGGGCCUAGAAAACUGUCUCUGCCUAAAAUCCCCCCAGAAGCGCUGGUAGUGCCUGAGGUGCGCACACCAGUAGUGGGCUUUCCUGUUCACACAGCCGCUUCGGUCCCGCUACUGAUUGACCUAACAGAUGACUCCCCCCCAGCCCCGCCCUGUGAUCCUCAAGAAGCUCCCCAUGCGUCUUCACAGGCCCUCGCCUCCACCUUUACUUCAUUCUCCUCCCUCCAGAACAAUCCUGUGCCUCGCAGCAGGCGAGAGGUACCGCCUCCGGGACGCCCACCGAACCCAGGAACCAACACUCCCAGCCCCACUUCCCCUUCAGCUGCCAGUGUGCCACCCCAACCUGGCCCACAGAGGCCAGCUAAACCCAAGCACGCCCAGCCCCAGGAACCUUCUUACCCCAGCAAGCGCCUCAGUAUCUUGGAGGAAGAAGAGUCUCAGCACCACCCACUGACGCCCCACCUCCCUGUUGCUUCCACAUCAGCCUCUACCUGGAAGUGCCCUAGCUGCUCCGUGGCCAACCAAGGCAGCUCAGCGAAGUGCGAGACCUGCAGAUCGUCAAGGGGUGGUGCUGACCUCAUCGACCUAGUAGGCUGUGAAACGGUACGAUUUACCCCAGCAAGCCCCUCGAGCCCGGACUUUAGCACAUGGGCCUGCUCUAAGUGCACCCUGCGCAACCCUACAGGUGCUCCCAAGUGCUCAGCUUGUGGUUCUUCAAAGCUGCAUGGCUUCCAGGAGCAGCAGGUGCCUCUACCCCGCUGCUGUACACAUUGUGGCCUCGCAGUGGGGCCUGGUACUGCAUCUUGCUCCUGCACACCUUCCUCUUCUUCAUCAUCCUCAGGUCAUAAAAUACGUAAACAGGCCCGGGGCUUUCCUUCAUCCUCUUCUGCCGUUGCCUCCUCUGGUUCUUCUUCGUCCUCCACCUCAUCUAGCCUCCAGGAGAAAGUAGGACAGUGGAGCUGUCCAGCAUGCACGCUGCUCAAUGAUAUCAAAGCCAAGAACUGUGCAGCAUGCCACACACCCCAGCAGUACCUCACCCUUCGCAAGGUGGUUAAACCUCUGAAGAGAAGGGAGAGCAUGCAUGUAGAGGCGCGACGACGGAAUGAUGAGGGCGAGGCAAAGGAGCUUUGGGAGAACAUAGUCAGCUUCUGCCGGGAGAAUUCAGUGAACUUUGUGGAUGACAGUUUUCCCCCCGGACCUCGAUCUGUCGGCUUCCCAGAGGGCGACAGCGUCCAGCAGCGAAUCAAAAAGUGGCUGCGUCCCCACGAGAUCAACUGCAGCAAUUUCAAAGACCGAGGAGUCAAGUGGUCUGUGUUCCGCACGCCAAGGCCCUCGGACAUCCUGCAAGGACUUCUUGGAAACUGCUGGUUCCUGAGUGCACUCGCUGUGCUGGCAGAGCGUCCAGAGCUCGUGGAGAGGGUGAUGAUCACCAGGACCAUUUGUCCAGAGGGGGCGUACCAGGUUCGGCUAUGUAAAGACGGGACCUGGACGACGGUGCUGGUGGACGACAUGUUGCCCUGCGACGACUACGGCUACCUUCUGUUUUCCCAGGCUCAGAGGAAGCAGUUAUGGGUGGCGCUGAUUGAGAAAGCCCUGGCCAAACUCCACGGUUCCUACUUUGCCCUGCAGGCAGGGCGUGCUAUUGAGGGUCUGGCCACGCUGACAGGGGCUCCGUGUGAUUCCCUCAUGCUCCAGGUCAGCUCCACAAACCCGCGAGAGGAACCCAUCGAUACAGACCUCAUCUGGGCCAAGAUGCUUAGCUCCAAAGAGGCCGGUUUUCUUAUGGGAGCGUCUUGCGGAGGAGGCAACAUGAAGGUGGACGAUGCUGUUUACGAGUCGUUGGGUCUGAGACCUCGACAUGCAUAUUCCAUUUUGGACGUACGAGAUGUCCAGGGUUACAGGUUGCUGCGGCUGCGUAACCCUUGGGGUCGCUUCUCGUGGAACGGCAGCUGGUCAGACGAGUGGGCAGACUGGCCUCAGCACCUCCGCCAUGAGCUGAUGGCGCACGGCAGUAGUGAGGGGGUCUUCUGGAUGGAGUACACUGACUUUAUAAAGUACUUUGACUCAGUGGACAUUUGUAAGAUCCACUCUGACUGGCAGGAGGUGAGACUACAAGGCUGCUUCCCCAGCAAAGCCAAUGGGCCAGUCACGGUCACAGCUCUCACUGUGCUGGAGAGGACGGCACUGGAGUUUGCUCUUUUCCAGGAGGGAAGCAGGCGCUCCGACACAGCUGACAGCCACCUGCUGGACCUGUGCAUCAUGGUCUUCCGUGCCUCCUUUGGUAGCGGCAACAAGCUGACUCUGGGCCGCCUAAUGGCCCACAGCAAGCGAGCGGUGAAGAAAUUUGUUGGCUGUGAUGUUAUGCUGGAGCCAGGGGAGUAUGCUGUUGUCUGCUGCGCCUUCAAUCACUGGCAGAUGAAUGUCAGCAGCACAGGGGGUCCACCCACACCCGUCUCUAGCCCUACCAGUGGAGCAGUACGGCGGUCCAGCCAGGACUUCCCCGGCUACAUCCUGGCCAUUUACAGCUCUCGUCAGGUGAUGGUGGAGCAGGUGGAAGCGACCGCGACCACAUUGGCCGACGCGAUUAUUCUACUCACAGAAAACAAAGGCGAAAGACACGAGGGCCGUGAGGGCAUGACAUGCUACUACCUGACCCACGGCUGGGCAGGUCUCAUCGUGGUGGUGGAAAACCGCCACCCCAAGUACUACCUCCACGUCUCCUGUGACUGCACUGACAGCUUCAAUGUGGUGUCCACACGCGGCAGCCUCAAGACCAUCGACAGCGUCCCGCCUUUACACAGGCAGGUGCUGGUGGUGCUUUCUCAGCUGGAGGGAAAUGCCGGCUUCUCCAUCACCCACCGCCUGGCUCACCGCAAGGCAGCCCAGGCCUCCCUGGGAGACUGGACCCCCACCAAGGCCACACACAGCCCCCAGCUCACCCCGGACAUUGACGGCCUGCACCGGCCCCGGCCUCUAUGACCACCGCCCACUUUAUCCCAGACUCACUUGCUCUAGUCCAAUAAACUGUCAGACCACUGGAAAACAAGGUUGGGCACAGUGUGUGGAUCCCUAAAAUGCAGAGAAAGAUGCGUUUUUUUACGUCUCUUUAGUGGUGCAUCUGAAUGUGAAGCAUGACGGGAGAGGGAAAUAUUUAGUUGCUCUCUUCCUAACGCUCCAUGGAUGCUCGAGAUUUUGUCCGGACCGCACAUGCUCUAUCUGUCCCUUGCCAACUGGAUGUGCCAUUUGAGGAUAAAAUGAGCGACAGGGGAGUACUAAAAAAACCAAACAAACAAAAAACCCACAAUAUUUCACCCCAGCACCUGAGAGGAUCCAGUUCUGACUACUUAACAUUCUAGACAUUUUGUAUAGCUGGCAGCACCUGCUGUAUGUGAAACAGAUGUCAGGCCUCAGUUUGGUAUGCUUGGAGAUGACCCUGCUUUCAAUGAGCUUCAAAAAAAAAAAAAAAAAAAACCAGGGUGAGGUGAAACUUCCUGAGCCAUUGACCGGCCCACGGACCAUGAGCCAACCACCAGAUCAGACACUUCCCCCUCCCUCCGUGUCGUCCACCAAGACUGCUAACAAAGUGGGCAGACUUCUUGGGGGGGUUAUCGCCCUCAUCCUCAGUGCGGUACUUUAUGAGCCAAACCCCAGUGAUUUUACCCAUGAAACAUACAUGUCCUGUAUUUUUUACAUUUUUGGAAAACAUCUCAGUGUGAGUUUAACUUGUUUUAUACACAACCCUCAUUGCCUCUUGUCCAUAUUUGUGUUAGGGUUUUUUUGAGGUUGUAGACAAAGCCAUCAUUCAUACGGUACUGUUCCCUCUCCGUGGCACAAUCUCUAGCUCAGGACCAAACCUGUGAUUUGUACAGUAAGCUGGAUUGGCAGGUGGAUGGUGCCCAAGAAGCUGCAAUAGCAUCUUUUCACUGUUGCCUCCACUGUUUGUGAUGUUAGUGGGGCCAUGUUUGUAGAGACUGUAAGGUUUUUAUCUUGUGAAAUACUGAGCCGUAAUGGAAUCACCUGGCCUCAGUUUAGGGUCUCAUCGCUGGAGGGCUUCUCGUCCACUUCAGAAGACAGUUUAUAUCUUUCCCCAUGAAUUAAAAUUUAUGUGUACGGCACCUCCUCCCAGUCAUCGCCCUUCUGCAUAUUACAUGAGUCUUACACUUGAGGUUUGUAACACCCAGCAAAUUGCAUCUGAUCUUGUUUGGUACAGAAGGUGAGAUUAGUGUCUGUUUCCCACGCUUGCACAGUUUGCCAGCAUGUCAGUUUAUACUAUAACGUGCUUAGGGAGUACUAGAGUUGCUAUUGGCUAUUUGAACAACCAGUUUGCCAUGGGGGAGCUCUUAAGAGGAGCUGCCGAGUUUACUUUGGGAGGGCAGGGACCACUUUUGUUUGCUUGGGUGCAGCGUGAGCGUCUGGGCAAUCCUCCCACAAGGAUACACUGACAGCUUGUUAGCAACAACACAGUCCUCGUGAAAUAACAAAUGAUCAUUUUGUCAGACUCGGUGCACACACAGCGAGACAGGAAAGAGACCCCCGAGAUGGGUUGUGACACAGAAAAUAGUUCUCUCUGAGUGUGCUCGUUCAAGGGAAAGCUGUUUUACGUAGGUCCUUAUAUAUAGGGUCACGUUUUUUGGGGGGUUUUUUUUCCAAGUGUCAAAGCCAUUACUCCUCAUUCAUCAUGCCCUCACCAUGGCAACAUAGAUGUCUCAUCAGACAGAGAGGGGAACAAUUAACAUGGUACUAUAGAGACAGGAUUGAGUGGGAGACUUUUUAUUUUAAAAACGAUGUCUUACUGUUAAUUUUGUGGUGAAAUGGAGAAAAACUUGAAACCUAAUAAGCAAAAAUCCAGCAGCAUUCAUACAGUUAAUGAUUAAGUGGGGGAAAAUUUGAUUUAUUUAUUUUUUUUGUUGUUGUUUUUUGUAUCUAAAUCAUUUUAAAUGUAAAAAAAACUAAAAUUUUAUCAUGGGUAAUUUUCACUUCAUAUCAUCUCAGUUUUUCUCCUUUUAGUUUUAAAAUCAUUGAUGCUAAAUGGCUGCGCUGUGUCCCGAUGUUUGCAGUGCAACGUUUGUUUUUAACGAAACCCAGAGCUCAAGUAACUGUAAAUAUGCUUUCCAAAGAAACAUCAAUGUGUAAUGACCACUUUCAGAUGUGCGUCCCCGUCUGGCCCUGUGUGCAUGUGUGAGAAUGUGCGGUCGCAGCCACGUAGCUGCUUCAGUCCCUGUGUCUUAAUUUAUUCAUACAAGUGAUUUGCAGCCCUGUUUUUCUGAAGCUGAUGAAUGACAGAUAAAGGAAUGUAAUGAGGCUUUUACAGCUUCACUCUGAGCCCAGAUGGAUUGACGUGAACCUGCACUGAAACGACUGCGAAGGCACCUCAAAAUCAAGCGUCACUGCUGGAUCACUUUUACGUUUUACAGGAGUUUUAAGUUUUGUUUGCUGGUCUUCUGUUAGGUCGUGUCCGUAGCUCUUCUGUGCUUUAGGAGCGCCCCCUGCUGCUGAAUAGAAAACAACCAGAGAAGAGGUGGUCACUGACCGACCCAUCCAACCCACCCACCCCCCUUUUUUUUUUUUCCUCCUUUUUCUUUUUUUUUGACCCUCAUUGUAAAUUGUACAAUUUAGACAGAAAACUGAAAACUUAAGUCAGACUAAAGAUUUAAAAGCAAAAAAAUGACCGUUUGAAAAAAGAAAUUAAAAUAUGAUAGUAGAUAAUAAAAAGUAACCUAAUGCUGAAAAUAAUGAACUCUGAAGAAUGUGAUAUAUCUAUAUAUAAAUAUAUAUAUAUAUAUAUAGACAUAUAAAUAUAUUUUAUUGAUCCUCUUUUUUUGGGAGCGGGGACGUGGUAUAUGUGUACAAAAAUAUGUAUGUUUAAUUUUCAAUCUCAGGUUCCAAUGGACCAAAUAAAUUUUUUUUAAAAAUGAAAA